UUGAUGUUAUCAAAUUUGUACAUUCAUCUACAAUUAAUGUAAACAAAUAUAAUUAAAAUCGCUAAAAUUUAAUUAGAAUGACUCACCAUGCAAUCAGUAUUAAUGAUUUUAGUACGAUAUGCCGCAUAUGUUUGGUUUCAAAGGAAAAUAUGACCACAUAUUCCACGCCACAAAUAAUAAACAUGAUUGAGGAAUGCACAUCUGUACAGGAACCCUAUCAUGCAAAAUUUCCACAACAAAUAUGUAACAAUUGUUAUUGGCAAUUAAAGAAUUCGUAUCAUUUUAAACAACAAUAUGUAGUAUCAUUCGAGAUUCUUUGCGAAAUUCUAUUAGAAUCGGAAGAAAUUGAAAAUAAAAAUUCAAUUGAAAAUGAAUUAAUAUUUGCUGUACGAGAUAAACUACGCGCUACAAGUAGUCUCUGCGGGAAAAUGAAAAAACCAAUCGAUUCCUCAAAUAACGAAAAUAUUUUAAUUAAGACUGAAGAAUUUGAACCAAUUGAAUACAAAGAUUUCGAAAAUUUAUCGUUAAAAGUUGAAUUAAAUGAGAAUAUUGAUGAAAAAAAAUUACAAGAGAGUGAUGAAAGCAGCGAUGAAACGUGUGAUGAAGACGAUUAUACAGAUAAUCGACUAGAAGGUUUAUCAAAUCAUGAUGAUGAAGAUGAUGAAGAGGAAGAGGGUUUAGAAGAAGAGAAUGAUGACACAAGUUCAGAAAAGGAUGAUCAAAAACAGAAUUCCUUAGCUGAUAUAUUAAUAAAAAAAUAUAAAAUUUACGAUUUAACAUGUAAUAUAUGUAAAAAAGAAUUAAGUACACGGGCAACGUUAUUACGGCACAUGGAAACACAUAGCACAAAUCGAAUAUUCAAAUAUCAUUGUCAUGUUUGUAAUAAAGGUUUCUACGAUCGUGGUAAUUUGAAUAAACAUGUUAAUCGACACGCGGGUAAAGCUAAUUAUCAAUGUGAACUAUGUUUAAAGCGAUACUACGAAUUAAGUGCACUUGCACUUCACAAUAAAGAAAAACACAAAGCGGAACCAGUAAAGUGUACAAAAUGUGAUUUACAAUUUUACCAUAAUUUACAACUACAACAACACGAACAAACUCACGAACAAAAAGAAUUUAUAUGCGAUGUUUGUGGAAAAGUUUUUAAUUUAAAGUACAAAUUAAAAGAUCACCAAGUGGCACAUUCCGAACAUAGACCGUACACUUGUGUACAUUGUAACAAAGGCUUUAAACAUAAAUUUACCUUAACUGCCCAUAUAAAAAUGCGUCAUGAAGAUACAGAACGACGACAAAUGUGUUUCGUAUGUGGAAAAUUAUUUGUGGGUGGUUUAGCCAAACAUUUAGAGUCGCACGAUACAAGUCGAAUAAAUAAGUGUGACAUCUGUAAUCGUGUGUAUACGACACGCAGUGGAUUACAGGUACACGUUAAAGAGAAACAUACAAGUAAUCCGGAUAAACAACGGUACACGUGUAAAAUUUGUGAUAAAAGUUUAGGCACCAAGGGAACUUUAACGAAACAUAUGAUUUUCGUGCAUUCGGAUGUACGCAAAAGUUGUCAUCUGUGUGGGAAAACGUAUAAAACACAAAAAAAUGUUGAUGCACAUGUUGCUGCCGCUCAUAUGGACAUACGACCGUUUAAUUGUUCCACAUGUAAUAAAGCGUUUCAUACAAAGGUCUUGUUAAAAAACCAUAUGAGAUCACACACAGGGGAACGUCCUUUCUCAUGUACUAUUUGUGGGAAAGCUUUUGGAUAUCGAGAGGUGUUGAAAACUCACAUGAAAAUUCAUAAUAAAUAAUUCGAUUUUCUUUUUAAUACGCUUUGUAUGUUUUGUUCAUAUUAUUCGUAGU
Messenger RNA from Chrysoperla carnea, 1845 nucleotides. Its product is annotated as gastrula zinc finger protein XlCGF26.1-like. Lineage: Eukaryota; Metazoa; Arthropoda; Insecta; Neuroptera; Chrysopidae. The transcript is spliced from 3 exons. The record is from RefSeq and is a predicted model, not a curated record. Gene Ontology annotation, molecular function: zinc ion binding. Gene Ontology annotation, cellular component: nucleus. The coding region runs from base 78 to 1793 and encodes 571 amino acids.